Messenger RNA from Trichogramma pretiosum, 2244 nucleotides. Its product is annotated as glycerol kinase-like. The record is from RefSeq and is a predicted model, not a curated record. Lineage: Eukaryota; Metazoa; Arthropoda; Insecta; Hymenoptera; Trichogrammatidae. Gene Ontology annotation, biological process: triglyceride metabolic process; glycerol metabolic process; glycerol-3-phosphate biosynthetic process. Gene Ontology annotation, molecular function: glycerol kinase activity. The transcript has 12 exons. Gene Ontology annotation, cellular component: mitochondrion. Bases 406 to 2067 code for a protein of 553 amino acids.
UGACAUUUCGAUCAAUUUAGUGCAAUUUUAUUGGAAACUGUUGGGAUUUUCUAAUUUUGUAACUUAACUAUUUACAAAUCAAUAAAAUGAAGUAUGUAUGCAUUUAGCAUCAUGUUGAUCGCACGUGCCGAAGACGCGCGCAUCAUAAUCAGUUGAUAUCAUAUACUGGGUUAAUAAAUAUUAAUUCUCUGAAUUAAACGAGUUUACCACGUAUCGGUGAUGACGUUUUUAUAAGACGUGAACUUGUCCUAAAAACGUUGUGGUGGGAGCUAAAGUUCAGCAAGCAAAUAUAUAAAAUAUACGCUGAUUACGUUGAAUGUUUGUGAUCUCGAACCAGUUGCAAGCGACUUAUCAACGAGUCUAGGAUACAUUUUGGAGAGGGCUUUUUUGGAUUAAUUACUUAAAAUGGCAGAAGAAUCAAGUCCCUCUGGGGCAGGAAACAGGUAUGGACCGCUUAUCGGAGCGCUUGAUGAAGGCACUAGCAGCGUUAGAUUCUUGAUUUUUGCUGCCAAUACAGCUGAGGUUUUGACAUACCAUCAAAAAGAACUAAAGGUAUUUUAUCCUAAAGAAGGUUGGGUUGAACAAGAUCCUAUGGAAAUUCUUGACGCUGUUCAUGAGUGUUUGACACAAACUGUAGAAAAUUUAAAGCAACUAACUAUCAAUCCAGCUGAUAUCGUUGCCAUUGGAAUAACAAAUCAAAGAGAAACUACUAUUGCUUGGGAUACUCAGACUGGAAAACCUUUACACAAUGCUAUUGUUUGGAUGGAUAUGCGAACAACUUCUAUAAUAGAUGAACUUUUAAAAAAAGUACGCAAUCAAAAUAAAGACUACUUAAAAUCAAUCUGUGGUUUACCAAUAAGUCCAUAUUUCAGUGCUUUGAAAAUGAGGUGGCUCAUGAACAAUGUUAAAGAAGUUCAAGAUGCUAUAAAAGAAAAAAGAUGCAUGUUUGGAACUGUUGAUUCCUGGCUUAUAUGGAACUUGACUGGAGGUAUAAAAGGUGGAGUACACUGUACAGAUGUCACAAAUGCUUCUAGAACAAUGCUGAUGAACCUAGUGAAUCUUAAAUGGGAUCCAUUUUUGUUAUCAUUUUUUGACGUUCCUUUAGAGGUACUGCCUGAAAUUCGAAGCUCUUCAGAGAUUUAUGGUAAUAUAGUAGAUGGUGUUUUACAAGGAGUUCCUAUUUCUGGUUGUCUGGGUGAUCAACAAGCAGCUCUCGUUGGUCAGAUGUGCUUUCAACAUGGCCAAGCAAAAAGUACUUAUGGAACAGGAUGUUUCUUACUGUAUAAUACUGGAACAAAGAUUGUUGAGUCAUCCCAUGGUUUAUUGACAACUGUGGCUUAUCAAUUUGGACCCAAAGCUGAUCCAGUCUAUGCGCUAGAGGGUUCUAUUGCUAUUGCUGGUGCAAUAAUUAAAUGGUUGAAAGAAAAUUUACAAGUUAUCAAAAAUGUUCAAGAGACAGAAACUAUAGCUGAAAAACUGAGCCAUGAUAAUAAAAUUAUUUUUGUACCUGCAUUUUCAGGUCUCUAUGCUCCAUAUUGGAGAAAAGAUGCAAGAAGUGUUAUUUGUGGAAUUACAGAAGAUGUUAACUAUGGUCAUAUUGUCAAAGCUGCUCUUCAAUCUGUAUGUUUUCAAACUAGAGAUAUCUUAGAAGCGAUGAAAGAGGAUACAGGAAUGACUUUGACAAAAUUGUUGGUUGAUGGUGCCAUGACAAGUAAUAGUCAACUUAUGCAAAUGCAAGCUGAUAUAUGUGGAGUUCCCGUUGUCAGGCCAGUUAUGUGUGAAAUAACAGCUUUAGGAGUAGCAAUUGCUGCAGGAUGCGCCGAAGGAAUAAAGAAAUGGGAUAUCAAUGUAGGAAACAACGUUCCUAGUGAUCAUUUUUCACCUGCUAUAACAGAAAAUGAACGAGAUAUACUAUAUUUAGAAUGGAAAAAGGGUAUAGAACGUAGCCUCGAUUGGGAAACUGAUGGUCCUUCAGAGGAGGAGGAGGACAUUAAUAAAAUGGCAGCAUCUGGCUUAUUUAUGUUUGGCACCUUGCUUUUGUUAUUGUUUGCCAAAGUUUGGACAUGAAGUUUCAAGAGUAUUUAUUAGAUCAAAUUUAGCCAAAAAAGUAUUAAGCAUUCUUAAACGUACUACUGUUCUAUAUUGGAAUAUUGCAUUUAAUUUCGCCAAAAGAUAAUUUUUUUUUAUACUUUUUAAAACAGAGAUAUUUAAAAAUGAUGAAUUACUUAUCAUAAAAAUAGUGAU